Molecule: messenger RNA, 4027 nt
Organism: Candoia aspera
Lineage: Eukaryota; Metazoa; Chordata; Lepidosauria; Squamata; Candoiidae
Gene: PKP3
Product: plakophilin 3
Exons: 13
Coding region: 501-2978 (825 amino acids)
Biological process (GO): cell-cell adhesion; cell-cell junction assembly
Cellular component (GO): adherens junction; cytoplasm; plasma membrane
Molecular function (GO): cadherin binding
Source: RefSeq, a predicted model, not a curated record
UCUGAAAGUCGCUGCCUGCCAAACGCCUCACCUGCUUAAGGUGGAACCGGCUGCCCUGCUCUGCCUUAAGGCCUGCCUUCCUGCUGAUGUCAGUUGCUAGGGAGAGGGGUGUAACCACGUAGGUGUGUUACCAGUAAGGGGGGAGGACUGGGCGAGAAGAGUCCCAGGAAACCAAAAUAAGGCUUGGGGGAGGACGGGGAUGGCGUGGGACUGAGAAGGUUGUAUGAGUUUCUCUGUGUGCGCGCCCGCCCUGAGUGGAACCACUUCUUAAUCUGAGUGAGGUAGAAAGGAGGGCCUGCCGGACCCACCUGUGGACAAGUUCGCGCCUUUUCGGAGUGUGGAAGCGUCGCUCGGGCUCAGAAGAGGAGCCGAAGGGUUGUCAGACCCCCACCCCCGAGGAAUUUCUCGCUAGGUCAAACAAGGCCUCAGCGCCUGGAGGGCCCACCACCAGAGAACGAAUCGGACUGUUUUAAUGUACCCCUUGCCCAGCUGCUGCCACCAUGCAGGAAAAUAAUUUCUUCUUGUCGGCUCUGCAGCCGGAGAACGGCGUGUGCUCCUUGGCGCUGCCCUCAGACCAGCAGCUGGACUGGAAGCGCAAGGAGGCGCAGGACGCCGACCUGCUCAAGAACGCCCGGGUGCAGGAGCAAGUCCGUAUGAGGAUGCUGCAGAAGAGCCACUCGGCCCCCAGGACCAAUGGAGCUCUGCCGGACUACGCGGAGUUGAAAGGUAGAAUCUCUGCCGAUGGUCAGUUCAGAACUCUGCAGCAACAGUUUAGCUCCAGAUCCCAAACCAAUGGCACAGAUCACAAAGGUCUGCUGCACCAGCCAGUUGGCAGCAAAGGUUACAAUUCUGUGAAGACUACCAACUGGUCCUCCCGCUCAGCAGUGGAUCUUAGACCCAAUACUAGAAUAGCCGCCAUCAGCAAUGGCACUGGUCCGAAGAGUCCAACUUAUGGCACAAAUUACAGUUCCGCUACCCGGCCCAGGUCUUUCAUUGACAAGAACUACCGCCAGAACUAUGACACCAUGUCCUUGCACUCCCUGCGUCUGCAAGAUGGGCUGUGCAGCCCUGGGGGUGUGGAUGACCACUACAGCUUAACGUCUGAGAUGGAUCCACUGACCCAAGCAGCUCUCUAUAAAAACAGGGGUGGUGGUGGCGGCGGCGGCUUCAACAGAUCCUACACCUUUGAGAGGCAGAUGAGUGCUGGCUCUAAUGCUUGCACAAAGCGGCCUAUUGACUGGAUGGAUGGCAUGGUGGUCCCGCAGAACAGGACUGUCAUCCGUGCACCAGCCAUGCGCACUUUGCAACGUUUCCAGAGCAACAAUCGCUCCCGAUUUAGUGCAAGCUCCUUCAGUGGCACUCAGACCUCUCAAGGAGGGAUUGGGAAUACAUAUGCUGCAGUGGAACGCAGUUCCCGUGCCCCUUCUGUGCACAGCUUGGCAGAAUCCAACCACCGUUUGCAAGACCUGCGUGCCAUUGACAUGUUUGAUGGUCAAAAUACACUGAUGUCUCAGCAGUCCUUCUCUGGCGGGUUUGAUGACAUUGAUCUUCCCUCUGCGGUAAAAUAUCUGAUGGCCAGUGACCCCAACCUCCAGGUGCUUGGGGCUGCUUACAUCCAGCACAAGUGCUACAGUGACAGUGAUGCCAAGAAACAGGCUCGAAGUCUCCAAGCGAUACCCAAGCUGGUGAAGCUCUUCAAUAGUUCCAACCAAGAGGUGCAGCGCCAUGCAACUGGUGCCAUGCGCAAUCUUAUUUAUGACAAUGCUGAGAACAAGCUGGGGCUGGUGGAAGAAAAUGGGAUCUAUGAGCUAAUGCGCACUUUGCAUGAGCAGGAUGAUGAAUUAUGCAAGAAUGUUACUGGCAUUUUCUGGAAUCUUUCUUCAAGUGAUAACCUCAAGGACCGUCUUGCCCGGGACACUUUGGAGCAGCUCACAAACCUGAUCUUGACCCCUCUCUCUGGCUCAAGCAAUGCUGCAACUAUCCAGCAAAAUGCCUCUGAGGCAGAAAUCUUUUACAAUGCCACUGGCUUCCUCAGGAAUCUUAGUUCUGCCAGCCAGCAGACUCGGCAAAAAAUGCGUGAAUGCCAUGGGUUGAUAGAUUCCAUGGUCAACUACGUAAAUAGUUCACUAGAAGUGGGAAAAUCAGAGGACAAGAGUGUUGAGAAUGCAGUCUGUGUCCUGCGCAAUCUCUCCUACCGACUUUAUGAUGAAAUCCCUCCUUCCUCGCUCCAGCGGUUAGAAGGACAAAAGAGGAGCGAUGGAGCUAACAUGACCAGUGAACUGGUAGGCUGCUUCAGCCCCCAAAGCAGGAGGGCCCGAGAGCUCCACAUGAACUCUGAUAUUGUGACUUUCACAGAAGUUUCUAGAGACCCCAAAGGGAUGGAGUGGCUCUGGAACCCUCAGAUUAUCGGGGUGUACAAUAGGUUGCUACAGCGAUGUGAGCUAAAUAAGCACACCACAGAGGCAGCCUCUGGCGCUCUUCAGAACAUCACAGCAGGAGACCGGAGGUGGGCUGGUGUCCUCAGUAGAGUGGCUUUGGAGCAAGAGAGGAUCCUGAACCCCGUACUGGACAGAGUCCGCACAGCUGACCAUCACCAGCUUCGCUCACUGACGGGAUUGAUUCGCAACCUGUCCCGGAAUGCACGCAACAAGGAUGAAAUGUCAACCAAAGUGGUGAGCCAUUUGAUUGAGAAACUUCCUGGAAGCUCCGGGGAUAAGUGGCCCCCAACAGAUGUGGUAGUCAACAUCAUUGCAGUGCUGAACAACUUGGUUGUGGAGAGUCCCAUUGCUGCACGUGACAUUGUCUACUUUGAUGGCCUGCGCAAACUCUUCUACAUCAAGAAGAAAAGGGACAGCUCGGAUAGCGAGAAGGCCUCCCGAGCCGCUUCAAGCCUCCUGAUUAACAUGUGGCAGUACAGCAAGCUUCAUCGGGACUAUAAAACGAAGGGCUUUCGGAAAGAAGAUUUCAUUGGCCUGUGAAGAAAAGGACCUGCAGAAAAUGGACUCUCCAGCCCUAAUGGUUCUCAGUGAAGCCUGUUAAUAAAGCACCACCAAGGACUGUGACCCUACUUCACAGACCCCUUUUGCAGUUCCCUUCUUUUUAGAGAGCUGGUGUCAGUCUGGCUAACGUGUUUUAUUUUUGCAUUCAUUCCAUUUCUUUUAAAAGUCUAAGUAAAGCUCAUGUUUCUCUCUCUUGGCCAUCUUAACACCAGGAAAGUAUACCAGGGCUGUAAAAAUGCAAAUCAGCAUCCAUGCAAAUUCUGAAGCCGCCUGUCGGCAUUGCCAAACCCAUGUACUUGCUGCCCGUAGAGCUAGGAUUCUUUUUAGGAUGUAUGGAUGUUGAUGUCGCAGCAAGACUUCCAGACUGCCAAGGAUAGUGAAGAAGUGCUCACAGGGGUCACAGUACCAUUUCUGGGUGCUUCCAUCUGCUUUCGUGUUUAUUGCUUUCUCUUAUUCCCUCCCUCCCUCUCUGGAACUCCCCUAAAACUCCCGCUGCCUUUUCCUUAUGUUUUUCUACCUCUACAUAUCCUGGAAAUGAUUUGCUUGCAUUUAAUUUUAAAAGAACUGGGUUAUAUGAGUUUGAGAUAUAGAUUUUGAUGGAAUGUAUAAACCUAUGGGUAAGAUUCUAGGAAAGUCUAACUUUGAGGGGUAACUGGGGGUUUUUAAAGCUGUAUUAACCAAUGCACAGGAGGACAGAGUGCUUUGGAAUAUAAAUUUAUGGUGGAGUUUGGUGAUGGACACUCUCAUUUUUGUUUGUAAGCUAUAAUGAGUCUGAAGAUAUAAUUUUCUGGAAAGUAUAGCAUAAUUUACUUCGUGUCUGGUGGGUUACGAAGACUAUAAAUGGGGAAGGAAAUUAGGGAACGGGAGUGCUUGCUAUAAGGAGAUACUCCAGCUGGAUUGCCAGUCUCCCUUUGAUUUGUACAGAAUUUUAUCUCUGUUCGUACAGGAUUGUCUUGGUGAAAUUAAAGUGCCUGAGACUGACCCACUGAACUGUUUUGCCAGCAAUAAAUUCAUAAACUUCAAAUCAA